CUAUCCGCCCAUCUCUGUGGUAGCCGGGUGCCGGGGCCCCGUCCCCCGCCCCUUUUCGGCGGCCGCGAGUUCUUCGGACUCUACCCUGAGCGGACCCGGGGGCUACCGGGCUCUCGCGUCGGUCGGAUCCCGGGUCAUGGCGGUCCGGGGGCCCGCGCCCCGGGCUGGCGCCCGCAUUCGUAAACCGUUCUUUCUGCAUGGCCUGCGCCCUGCCCACCAACAGCUGUAGAUAAGCUUGGUAACUGCUCUCUAAGGCUCUGUUGUCCUUUUAGGACUCUCUCUGCUUCUCCUGCUUCUCUUCUUCAGGCCCAGGUUAGAUCUGCAAUUUUUCCAGCGGUUCCUGCAGAUACAGAAGGUUUUGUUUCCCUCUUGGUCAUCACAGAAUGCCUUGAUGUUCCUGACCCUUUUGUGUGUGGCCCUACUGGAACAACUGGUGAUCUACCGGGUUGGCUUGAUUCCCAGUCAGUACUUUGGGGUCCUAGGAAACAAAGAUUUAAAUGGGUUUAAGACCCUGACGUUCCUGGCUGUUGUGCUCAUCGUCCUCAACUCCAUGCUGAAGAGCUUUGACCAGUUCACCUGCAACCUGCUGUAUGUGAGCUGGAGGAAGGACCUCACCGAGCACCUCCACCGCCUCUACUUCCGGGGCCGCGUGUACUACACCCUCAACGUGCUGCGGGAUGACAUCGAUAACCCGGACCAGCGCAUCAGCCAGGACGUGGAGCGGUUCUGCCGGCAGCUCAGCAGCAUGGCCAGCAAGCUGAUCAUCUCCCCCUUCACCCUCGUCUACUACACCUAUCAGUGCUUCCAGAGCACCGGCUGGCUCGGGCCUGUGAGCAUCUUUGGGUAUUUCAUUCUGGGAACCGUGGUGAACAAAAUGUUGAUGGGUCCCAUUGUGGCAAAGCUGGUGCAGCAGGAGAAGCUGGAGGGGGAUUUCAGGUUCAAGCACAUGCAGAUCCGGGUGAAUGCUGAGGCUGCUGCUUUUUUCAGAGCUGGGCAUGUGGAGCACAUGAGGACAGACCGCAGGCUGCAGAGACUCCUUCAGACCCAGAGGGAGCUGAUGUCCAAGGAGCUCUGGCUGUACAUCGGCGUCAACAUGUUUGACUAUCUGGGCAGCAUCCUGAGUUACGUCGUGAUCUCAAUCCCCAUUUUCAGCGGUGUCUACGGAGACCUGAGCCCCACAGAGCUCAGCACCCUGGUCAGCAAGAACGCCUUUGUGUGCAUGUACCUCAUCAGCUGCUUCACCCGGCUCAUCGAUCUCUCCACCACGCUCUCCGAUGUGGCAGGCUACACACACAGGAUCGGGGAACUUCAGGAGACCCUGCUGGACAUGACCCUGAAGUCGCAGGAUGGGGAGGUCCUGGACGAGAGCGAGUGGGACUUGGCCAGGGCCCCGGGAUGGCCAGCAACAGAGCGAACAGAUACAGCUUUUCUCCUUGAGCGGGUCUGCAUCUCCGCCCCCUCCUCUAACAAACCCUUAAUCAAGGAUCUGAGCCUGAAGAUCUCUGAGGGACAGAGCUUGCUUAUCACAGGCAACACGGGCACCGGCAAGACCUCCUUGCUCCGGGUUCUGGGUGGCCUCUGGGCAAGCACAUGGGGCUCAGUGCAGAUGCUGACGGACUUUGGACCCCACGGGGUGCUCUUCCUGCCACAAAAGCCAUUCUUCACUGAUGGGACCCUUCGGGAGCAGGUGAUAUAUCCCUUGAAGGAGAUCUACCCGGACUCAGGUGCUGCUGAUGAUGAGAGGAUCAUGAGGUUCCUGGAGUUGGCAGGCCUGUCCAGCUUGGUGGCAAGGACAGAGGGUCUGGACCAGCAGGUCGAUUGGAACUGGUAUGAUGUUCUGUCCCCAGGAGAGAUGCAGAGGCUCUCCUUUGCCCGGCUCUUCUACCUGCAGCCGAAGUACGCAGUGCUUGAUGAAGCCACCAGUGCCCUGACCGAGGAGGUGGAGAGCGAGCUCUACCGCAUCGGCCAGCAGCUGGGCAUGACAUUCAUCAGCGUGGGCCAUCGGCGCAGCCUUGAGAAGUUUCACUCCUUGGUUCUGAAACUCUGUGGAGAAGGAAGGUGGGAGCUGACCAGAAUCAAAGUGGAAUGAAGCCAAGGCUGGCCACCGGCAGGAGAGCCGAGCCCAGGAGGUCGAGUCCCCAGGAGAGACCAGGAGGGCUGAUGGGGCAGGGAAGGAGCUCCAGGUUUGCCUCACAGGUCCGGUGUGGGGAGCACCAGCAGCAGUGGGCUCGGCCCGCGUGUGGCCCCGCACAGGACGCCCACCCUGCCAGGGUGCCUCCUGCUGCCGCAGCCAGAGCUUCGUGCACUUGAAGUGCUGAUUACUUACGUGUAACCUCGGAUCGUGUUUUCUAAAGAAAACCUGACAGUGUGGGAUCUAUAAGAAAUGAAGGGUCAAAAUGGAGAGUGUAUUGGACUUGGAGUCAAGAGAUCCAGAAAUCUUUUGGAAUACAUCAGUUUUGCAACAGUAGAUUUUUAACUUUAAUCAACUAUUUAAAUUUUAUAACUUUUUUUAAAAGAAAAGAUAAACAUGUUUUUAAACUUG
Molecule: messenger RNA, 2542 nt
Organism: Balaenoptera ricei (Rice's whale)
Lineage: Eukaryota; Metazoa; Chordata; Mammalia; Artiodactyla; Balaenopteridae
Gene: ABCD4
Product: ATP binding cassette subfamily D member 4
Exons: 19
Coding region: 392-2089 (565 amino acids)
Biological process (GO): very long-chain fatty acid catabolic process; fatty acid beta-oxidation; peroxisome organization
Cellular component (GO): peroxisomal membrane
Molecular function (GO): ATP binding; ABC-type transporter activity; long-chain fatty acid transmembrane transporter activity
Source: RefSeq, a predicted model, not a curated record